AUGCAGUUUGCUAUAGUAAUGUUUAAAGAGUCAAGUUUAACAGUACCCCUACCAAGCGACUACAGAGUACCCCUACAGAGCAAGAGUUUCCGUUGUAAUACAAGCCUUAGAUCAGAUCAACGGACUCACACAGGAGAGAAACCAUUUACAUGUGUGGAGUGUAGAAAGAGCUUCAGUUAUAGUGGAAACCUGAGAAUACAUCAACAGACUCACAUAGGUAAGAAACUAUUUAAAUGUAUCAAGUGUGGAAAGAGCUUUAGUGAAAAUGGAAGCCUUGGGAAACAUCAACGGACUCACACAGGAGAGAAACCAUUUCAAUGUAUGGAGUACAGUAACUGCUUCACUCAGAGUGGAAAUCUUAGAAAACACCAGCAGACACACAGGGGAGAAAGUAUUUAA
Molecule: messenger RNA, 399 nt
Organism: Podarcis lilfordi (Lilford's wall lizard)
Lineage: Eukaryota; Metazoa; Chordata; Lepidosauria; Squamata; Lacertidae
Source: the annotation of a GenBank genome assembly